Molecule: messenger RNA, 1951 nt
Organism: Prosopis cineraria
Lineage: Eukaryota; Viridiplantae; Streptophyta; Magnoliopsida; Fabales; Fabaceae
Exons: 8
Coding region: 70-1035 (321 amino acids)
Source: RefSeq, a predicted model, not a curated record
CUGGUGCGGCGACUAUUUGCAGACAUUUGCAGUGCAGUGCGGUGGCGCCCCGCGGGAACUGAAAGAACCAUGGCUACGGAGCUCGAGGAGCUUAUAGGCUUCCUGUCUUCUCCGUCACCUCAAAUAACGAAGGUUGCUGUUGAUAUAGUUCGUGGACUAACUGGCUCUGAUGAUGGCUUGCAAUCCUUGGCCAAAUAUGCAAAGACAGUGCUACCAUCAUUAUCUCAACUCCUAGCUGGUCCGAAGGAGGUUUCUGAACCUGCAGCUGAAGCCCUUGUUAAUCUAUCUCAAAACUCAAAUCUAGCAGCCGAGAUGGUUCAUUUGGGAAUGAUCAAAACUGCAAUGGAUGUUUUAUGCAAGCCAGAGUGUACCAUUACACGCUUGCUUGUCAUGCUUUUGGUGAAUCUUACGCAACUGGAUGCUGGCAGCACUUACUUGCUCCAGACUGAUGAUGAUAAGAUGCAUGGACUAUAUGUGAUGAAGCUUGUCAGAUCAUUUUGUAGAACUACCCAUGAAGGUCAUGAUGGUCCUUUUGAGCAUGUUGGGUCAAUACUUGUUAAUAUCUCAAAGCAGCAAGCAGGAAGGAAGCUUCUGCUUGAUCCAAGGAGGGGGCUCUUGAAGCAGAUAAUUAGACAAUUUGACUCAAACAGCUCAUUGAGAAAGAAAGGGGAAGUGGCAAGUCAAUUGGAGAGGCUGCUACGUCAUUUUGAUAUGUCAAUGGUCCGAUGCUCUGUAUUUGGGACUUUACGCAACUGUUGUUUUGAAGCUGAAAAUCAACUACAGAAUUUGCUUUUGAUAUCUGAGUUUCUCUGGCCAGCAUUACUGCUUCCAGUUGCUGGCCAUAAGUUAUACAGUGAGCAAGACACAUCAAAAAUGCCACUUGAACUUGGUACUGCACUCUCAAUUGAGCGCGAACCAGUUACUGAUGCUGAUAUUCGUAUUCAAGCAUUGGAAGCCAUAUACUUGAUUGUAUUGCAGGUAAAUUUAAAAAAGAAAGAAAGAAAGAAAGAAACAUGUCUCCAAAUCUAUGCUUGAACACUAUUGGUACUGAACAGAUUUGAAUCUUUGUACCCUGUCCAUUUGAAAGUAGGAAGGAAAAAUCUUUUGCUGUACCCUCUUUUGCUGUAACAGGUGAAUAUUUGAUGUAGAACGGGAGGGGGAAGGGGGAAGAGAGAGAGAGAGAGAGAGAGAAGAGAAGGGACGAGAGGAGGGAGCGACAAAAAGAGAGGAGGUAGAAACCAGACGGAUAGAGGGUGAAGAAAAGAAACUCGAGGGAGAGAGGGAAUACUCAAAUUUUAAUGUUAUUCAAUUCAUAAUCAAAGGCCUACAGAAUAAGAAAUGUUAAGGCCUACUUAUAAAGCCUUAAUCCUAACCCUAGAAUUAAUUGCAAAUUUUCUAGAAUAAUCUAAAAAUCUAAAAAAUUACAUUUUAUUGGAAAGAUUACUGAAAUAAAGGAAAGAUAACAGAUAUUUUCCGAAUCUUGAAUUUUCUUCAAAUCUCCCAUUAAUUGCCAAUCUUCAAAUAUUAUUCUUCUUUCUUUUCUUCAUUUCAUCAAUAUUUCUAUCAUAUGUUUAGAGCUAGUAUGUUAUUGAACCUAAGUAUUUUGUAUAAUUCAUCAUGAAAAAAUGUCUCUUCCUUCCUCUUGGUCAGGGUUGAGUGAGGGGAUUUAGAAGUUGUAUGUUAAACAGUUUGCAUAGCUGUAGAUGAUCCUAGAGAAGCCAUUCAAAAGCAAAAUGGAAGUAGAGAACUAGAGAUAUCAGAUACAUCGUGCAUUGCCCCACAGCAUAGUAAUAGAGGAGAGAGAUAGAGUUUCUAAAGCUACUGUGAGGUUGCGUAAAAUUAAGAUGUCGAAGACAACCCUGAUAGCAAUCCUUUUAAAACUCUCAUAUUUGAUUAUUAUUAAUAAUUAUCCAUUUUUAACUUAGCACUGUCAUAGGAAACCCACUUAGUA